GUAGUCCUUGGUCAAGUGAAAGAGAAGACUUUGGCGACUUCCAAACUGUGAAUUAGUUCUUAGGGGUAAACGGAAAAGAGAACUCCUUGACAUCAUGCAACAUCAAGAUCCUUGGGCCCACCUCCCAAUCGCGAGCAGCGGCAGGGCGGGCUAGACUGUGGCGCCGAGGUGGGCGGGGAGACGUUACGUUGACGCUGGCGUGACCCUUCCGGUGCAUUUGGCGGGAUCUCCGAAAGCCGCCGGGCGGGGAGAGUUGUGCGGCCACUCUUCGUCUGAGGAGAGCUAACGCUCCUGGGGGGCGUAGUUGGGACCUAAAACUCGCGUGGGUUGUGUGCAGGAGGCCGGCCCAAGGGAGUAGAGAAGUUAGCAGCAAGGAGGGCGUCUGGAAUCCGUCCGGGGUCGGUCGCGGACCAGACCAGCGGACAUAAGUCGGAGCGUGCAGCCCGCCCGAGUGAGAAGCGCUGCGGACCGAGUAUUGAAUGCUGAGUAAUGGCUAUGCAAAUGCAGCUUGAAGCAAAUGCAGAUACUUCAGUGGAAGAAGAAAGCUUUGGCCCACAGCCUAUUUCACGGUUAGAGCAAUGUGGCAUAAAUGCCAAUGAUGUGAAGAAAUUGGAAGAGGCUGGAUUCCAUACUGUGGAGGCUGUUGCCUAUGCACCAAAGAAGGAAUUGAUAAAUAUUAAAGGGAUUAGUGAAGCCAAAGCUGACAAAAUUCUGACUGAGGCAGCUAAAUUAGUUCCAAUGGGUUUCACUACUGCAACUGAGUUCCACCAAAGGCGGUCAGAGAUCAUACAGAUUACUACUGGCUCAAAAGAACUUGACAAACUACUUCAAGGAGGAAUUGAAACCGGAUCCAUCACAGAGAUGUUUGGAGAAUUCCGAACUGGGAAGACUCAAAUCUGUCAUACAUUGGCUGUAACAUGCCAGCUUCCCAUUGACCGAGGUGGAGGAGAAGGAAAGGCCAUGUACAUUGACACUGAGGGUACCUUCAGGCCAGAACGGCUGCUAGCAGUGGCUGAGAGAUAUGGCCUCUCUGGCAGUGAUGUCCUGGAUAAUGUAGCGUAUGCUCGAGGGUUCAACACAGACCACCAGACCCAGCUCCUUUAUCAAGCAUCGGCCAUGAUGGUAGAAUCUAGGUAUGCGCUGCUCAUUGUAGACAGUGCCACUGCCCUGUACAGAACGGACUAUUCAGGUCGAGGGGAGCUUUCAGCCAGGCAGAUGCACUUGGCCAGGUUUCUGCGAAUGCUUCUGCGACUUGCUGAUGAGUUUGGUGUGGCAGUGGUAAUCACCAACCAGGUGGUAGCCCAAGUGGAUGGAGCAGCCAUGUUUGCUGCAGAUCCUAAAAAACCUAUUGGAGGAAAUAUCAUUGCUCAUGCUUCAACAACCAGACUGUAUCUGAGGAAAGGAAGAGGGGAAACCAGAAUCUGCAAAAUCUACGACUCUCCCUGUCUUCCUGAAGCUGAAGCUAUGUUUGCCAUCAAUGCAGAUGGAGUGGGAGAUGCCAAAGACUGAAACAUUGAGGUUUUUCCUGUGACAAACCUUAAGUCUAUAGCCUAAUGGAGAGGACUGCUCCCUGGGGUUCUUCAUAGGCCUCUUCCUGUUGUGACUGCCAGAAAAGGGCUUCUGGAAAAACAGCUAUUGUAUCAGCUUUUCUGAUGGUGUAAACAGGAGACAAGGUCAGUAGUCACAAACUGAUCUGAAAUGUUUA
Messenger RNA from Mustela erminea (ermine), 1705 nucleotides. RefSeq names its product RAD51 recombinase (gene RAD51). The coding region runs from base 490 to 1509 and encodes 339 amino acids. Gene Ontology annotation, cellular component: condensed nuclear chromosome. Lineage: Eukaryota; Metazoa; Chordata; Mammalia; Carnivora; Mustelidae. Gene Ontology annotation, molecular function: single-stranded DNA binding; DNA strand exchange activity; ATP hydrolysis activity. The record is from RefSeq and is a predicted model, not a curated record. Gene Ontology annotation, biological process: DNA recombinase assembly; DNA strand invasion; chromosome organization involved in meiotic cell cycle. The transcript has 10 exons.